Molecule: messenger RNA, 1389 nt
Organism: Pochonia chlamydosporia 170
Lineage: Eukaryota; Fungi; Ascomycota; Sordariomycetes; Hypocreales; Clavicipitaceae
Product: AT hook motif family protein
Exons: 1
Coding region: 1-1389 (462 amino acids)
Source: RefSeq, a predicted model, not a curated record
AUGUCUGACUUCUAUCAUAAAGGCGCCAUUGUCCGUGAUGGUUUUCUAUUUAGGCACAAUAGUUUCUGUGUCGAUCGCGGACUGGUUCGCCUUGAGGAACCAAACAAGCUUCGGAGCAUGUUCCUCCCGGAACUCAGCACCGAAGCAAAGUUCUUACUUGAUUUAAAUCCGGAGGAUGACUCGUUUGUUCGCGGCCAAUUGAAACAUUACGGCGUUGAAUUUGACGAAAAGGACAUUUCCGGAGAUGGUAGCCGCUUAAUGCAAAAGGUGCUUCGAGAUGGAAAAUGCGUCAAAGUACCAGAUCACAUCAUUCAACUACGCAAGGAUAUGCAGAAGGACUGGGUAAAAAUUGCCUCCGUCAAAGAUCUCGCGCACUUCCCUCCCCUGUUUCUGGACAAGUAUUUCUUGACUUCUGGGGAGCCAGACCGGGUGAAGACACCGGAUGGACUCACAGUACCUUUUCAGCGAUUCUACCCCCAAGAGGCGAGUCUACUGUUCGAGGCUGCAGGGGAUGUGAAGGGUCUGCACCGAGAGAAUGUUCGAUCAGCCAAGUCUCUGGUGGUAUUUCUCGGCUGGGAUGCAGAGGAUGUGCAUACUAAAGCAAGCGAGCAAAUUGCCAAGGACAAGAAGCUAAUCGAGGCUGAGGAGAAGAAAAUGGAAGCCAAGAAAAUAAAGCUCAAGCUUGCAACGGAAAAGCGCAAAGCCGCACAGGACGCAAAGCACAAACAGUAUCUAAACAGCUUGACUACACAAGGCGACACUGGCAAACUAUCACUGGUGGGAAGCUACAUCAUCGAGUCCCCCGAAAUUGAAGAGCAGUGGCCGGACGAUUCUCGAAACAUGACACUCAAUAUACGCGAAACUAAUAACCCGAGCGUUCUAGAAGGAUGCUUUGACUUUGGUGUGCUGCGAGGAAUCAUGAUGAUCAGCACCGAUAUGAAGGUCAUGGAGAAACACUGUGCUAAGAUGGGUAGAGAGACAGAGUCGGAUUGGGAAGAGGACGACUACACUCGGUAUAAUUCCGACAAUGACAGAGACAAGGAGAAUGAGAACAGAAGCAGCAACAUACAACCUACCACAGGCUCAAAGCGAAGAUCAGACACGUCUCAAAUGGAUGGCCGCCCGUCAAAGAAGCCAAAGACCAACGGCACUCAACCCCCGAGAUAUUAUCUCAAACUGCGGUGUCGCGAGACCGGCGAAAACGAGUGCUUCCCCGAAGGAGACCGAGGGAGACUCAAGUUCGCAGAUAAUUUUGCGAGUUUUGAGGCCAAGGCUGAUCUUCCAUGUGUGGGUGGGAAACAACCAUUCUCUGGGCGGAAAGUUUCGGAUAAGCCUGCUGGAAGGAAAUAUACUUGGCUUAGUUUCGGUGAUUACUCCAAGUACUAUUAA